Molecule: messenger RNA, 474 nt
Organism: Closterium sp. Naga37s-1
Lineage: Eukaryota; Viridiplantae; Streptophyta; Zygnematophyceae; Desmidiales; Closteriaceae
Source: the annotation of a GenBank genome assembly
AUGCCACUCUGCUUACCUCUCAAAUCCCUCCUCUCCUGCCCUCCCACUUUCUCUGCUCCCCUUUCUUUUAUCGCCAGAAAUGAGGCACCUUUUAUUCAGAGCCGGUACUAUGGGCUGCUGUGGGGGCAGCAGCAGCAGCGGAGGGAGAGGGUCGCGAUGGGAGCACGGCUGCAGCAGCCAAGCACCCUGGAGCACAGCAUUGUGCGGCAGCAGAAAGCAGUAGCAGCUGCAGCUGAUGCGGACGAGCAGCCUGGAGCACGGGGUGCCGUAUGGUGGUGGGCCAUUAUGAUCGUUCCUUCCUACAAGGCCAAGGCUGUUCUGAAGAUGGGCCUCUGGCUACUUCUGCUCUCCUUGCUCUUCUGUGCUGCAUGUGUAGCUAUGCUUAGUGGGUGGGGUGGGUGUGCGUGCAGCCUCGAAGGCGCCUGGGCUCAUGCAGGGCAGAGCGAACUCCUGCAGGUGCUGUGCGUGCCAUGA